UGGGUGGAGUCUUUUCAUCAAGUGACCGUAAUUACCCAAUAGAGAAUCAGUUACCAGGAGCUCAGCAGCUAUUGGUUAAAUCGGUUGCCUGGGCAACUACAACUUAGCUCGUGUCUUAGAGACAUAACGGUGUCUGCACGGAUAUUUACUCUGGUUUCAGUUGCUGCAUCACCCGGAAGUUGACACAGCGAUAAACGGGGUACAGACGGAAUGCCUGUCAACUACUGUGCCGGCACCGGGAAGCGGAAGUGUACGACUGGCCCCGCCCACCGGCCUCUGCCCUUGUGACGUCAACGUUUUGAAUGGUUGCUGAGCUGGAAGAAGUGAAGUGACAGUAUCUGGUCAGUCCCGGAGACCCCAGGCUGCAGGGAACAUGAAGGCCUUAAUCCUGGUUGGUGGCUAUGGUACAAGGUUACGGCCUCUGACGCUCAGUGUCCCUAAACCAAUGGUGGAUUUCUGUAACAAGCCCAUCCUGCUGCACCAAGUGGAGGCUCUGGUUAAGGCAGGGGUUAAUCAUGUCAUCCUGGCAGUCAGUUACAUGUCAGAUAUGUUGGAGAAGGAGAUGAAGGAGCAGGAGAAACGGCUGGGAAUCCGAAUCUCCAUGUCACAUGAGAAGGAGCCUCUUGGAACAGCGGGUCCAUUGGCUCUGGCCAGAGAGCUUCUGACUGAGAACUCUGAGCCAUUCUUUGUACUGAACAGCGAUGUGAUCUGUGACUUUCCCUUCGAGGAUAUGGUCCGUUUCCACCAGCACCAUGGCAAGGAGGGCACCAUCGUGGUCACAAAAGUUGAGGAGCCCUCUAAGUAUGGGGUGGUCGUGUAUGACGCGGAAAGCGGCCAAAUCCAGCGUUUUGUGGAGAAGCCUCAAGUGUUUGUGUCCAACAAGAUUAACUCUGGAUUGUACAUUUUCUGCCCGUCUGUGUUGGACCGUAUCCAGUUGCGUCCAACCUCAAUAGAAAAGGAGAUCUUUCCGGUAAUGGCUCAGGAAGGGCAUUUAUUCGCCAUGGAGCUGCAGGGUUUCUGGAUGGAUAUUGGACAGCCUAAGGACUUCCUGACAGGAAUGUGCAUGUACCUACAGUCUGUGAAGCAGAAGAACCCUGAGCGGCUGCAUGUUGGACCUGGUUUUGCUGGGAAUGUUUUGGUGGAUCCCUCCGCCAAGAUUGGUGUCAACUGCUGCAUUGGUCCUAAUGUAAUUAUUGGCCCUGGAGUGACAGUGGAGGAUGGGGUGCGGAUAAAGCGAUGUACAGUCAUGAAGGGCUCCAAAAUCCGAUCCCAUUCCUGGCUGGAGUCCUCUAUAAUUGGCUGGAGUUCAACUGUUGGACAGUGGGUGCGGAUGGAGAAUGUAACUGUGCUGGGAGAAGAUGUCAUUGUAAAUGAAGAGCUUUACCUCAAUGGAGCCAAUGUGUUACCCCAUAAAUGCAUAUCUGAGUCAGUACCGGAACCCCGGAUUAUUAUGUAGAGGUGCUGGAGCAGCCACUAUGCUGGGAAAAUACAGAUUUAUUCUGGUGCAGUGUGAACAUCCUGUGGAAGGCAUGAUAUCCCCUGCUAUUGAACUGUGUGUGCUCCAAUGGUGAGGAGUGCUGCUCUUGUACCGUUCCUGUGCCUUCUCCAUGGGUGGUGCUAUGAAGAUAGAACAAUGUCGGUCAACAUGCCCAGUGGUAACAAAUGGGGGUUACCCAAUGUAAAUCUAGAGGAGGGAAACAUGUGACUGCUUUAAAUUAUAUAGUUGGUUUUAACUGGAUUGAUAAACAUCCCCCUCCACAUUAUGAGGGUAAAUCACACUGAGAAUGGAAGGGUACUGGCCCCCACCCUAUGUUACAGACAUUUGCUGUGUUUGCCAGUGGAAAAUUUCUUAUAAAUAUGUUGUUUUCAUA
Hyla sarda is the source of this 1871-nucleotide messenger RNA. RefSeq names its product GDP-mannose pyrophosphorylase B (gene GMPPB). Gene Ontology annotation, cellular component: cytoplasm. Gene Ontology annotation, biological process: GDP-mannose biosynthetic process; cell wall mannoprotein biosynthetic process. Gene Ontology annotation, molecular function: mannose-1-phosphate guanylyltransferase (GTP) activity; GTP binding. Bases 374 to 1456 code for a protein of 360 amino acids. The record is from RefSeq and is a predicted model, not a curated record. The transcript has 10 exons. NCBI's taxonomy places the organism in Eukaryota, Metazoa, Chordata, Amphibia, Anura, Hylidae.